AUGGAGGUCGACCGCGUCUUGGACUGGGUGACGGAUACAACCUUCAACAAUGUCGAGCACGGAGCAGGGAACGCCCUCAACUCGGUGCAAGAGGUGCAGGAGUGGCUAGAGAGAGAGCUUUGCGCCGCCGGCCCAUCGACAUCGGGACAGUCGGGGCCUCAGCCAUCCACGUCACAGGGUUUAUCAAGCAGCAACAGCGACUGGUGCCGUGAGCUUGUCCUGCGGGCCUUUGUGCCGGGGGGACCAGGGCCGAGUACCAGCGGCGGCAGCCAUGGCGCAGCCUCCUUGCCCCUGGACCACCACGCGCUCGACCCUAGGUUGGCCCUGCUGAGACACGAGCAAAAGGAGCAUCGAUGCUACCAGGAACUGGUGCCCGCGCCAGGGCACUCCACCAUCACCUUGUCCUCGUCGUCGUCGUCGUCGUCGUCAUCGUCGGCGCCGGGGUCGGUCAACGGCGGCGACGACCGCGAGGAGCGGCAGCAGCAGUGGGCGCAGCUCGUCGACAUGGCCAGGCGGUACAGCCUGGACGAGAACGUGCUCAUGCAGCAGCUGGACCUGGGCCUCGAGUCGUUCCGCAACAACUUCUCCCGCCUCUGGGACACGCUGGUGGAGCACUGUCCCGCCGUCUACCGGCUCCUGUUGCACGCCGCCCACUUGGGAGUCACCUUUGCUGAGUGCGCCGACCCAACCCGCAGCCUCUUCCAUCCAAAGGGGCCCCCUGGCUGGGGCAAGAGGUCCGUGAUGGCUCGCGCAAUGAUGAGGGCGCCGACGCUGCAGCGGGGGUCCAACGACAAGAAGACGAUGGGGCGAUCCGACGACAAGCAGGCGAUGGGGCAGGAGUGCGACGCGUUGCUCGACAUGACCAAGGUGACUCCCAGCUUCGAGAUUUGCGACGAGGAAGACUUUGGGCCCCCGUGCUCAUGGAUCGAGGUCCCGGCAGGGCAGUGCGUCACACUUCCCACCAACAACGCAUCUUCAAUACAAUACGACGAGGCUGCCGGCUCCUGCACGCUCUACGAUCACGACUCCUGCCAGGGACGCAGCCUCGAAUUCGAAGAGUCCGUGAUGCGCUUCCCGACGGGCCGAGAGACGGGCCACUGGAACAAUCGAGGACGAUCCAUCCGCUGCCGCGGGCGCCCCGACAAGAGCUCCCCGAGCAAAGCAGGAGCGUCCGGCGUGUCGUCGUCCCGACCGUCGUCGUCGUCGCCGUCGCCGUCGUCGUCGCCUCUGCCUAACGGCCCAUGCGAAAAUGUGGUCGACCAGCUGUGGGUCCGCUUCCAGCUGGGCAGAACGGGCUCGCGGGACCCGGUCGAAAUGGUCAUCAAUGGCAAAGCCUUUCGGCUGACCGAGGCCGACUCGCCCCCCGUGAUCCGGCCGCAGCGCGGUAUCAAGCUUCGAGACGCCUUUGGCAGCGAUCAAGUGGCCCUGAGGGACAUCAAGUUGGUGGGCAUCCAGGCGACCGCUAAGUCGAACCCAGAAACCCCGGCGACUUUCAGCUUUCUCAGUCUAAGAAUGCUCGCCGAGUGUGCCGGCACGCAUGAAACAAUCUACUGGCACGAAUUCGCGGACAUAAACAGCGGCAACCUCACCAGACAGGCCGGGAAAGUGUCCCAGGUGGUCUGGAGCACCCCGAUCUCGCCAGGCAACUGGGUCAGGGACACACGGCCAGGCUCCCGGAAUCAAGAGCCUGCGCAACAGUCCCCCCAUCCCAAGGCCCACGAUGAGCACAAGCCCAUCCCCGCGCCGUCGGUGGCUAAGCCCGAGGAACAAAUCCCCAGGCCAACGGUGGUCAAGCCCAAGAAGCAGAUGUCAAAGCCGCCGGUGGCAGCUCACGAGCCCGUUCCCAAAGCGUCGACAGCGGCCAAGCCCGAGGAGCAGAUCCCCAGGCCGCCGACAGCUGAGCCCAAGCCCAUCCCAGCGCCGCCGCCGGCUGCGCCCACGUUCAGACACGAUGAGUUCUGAAGAGCGAGGGCAAGCCGGAGUCGGAGUCGGAGCCGGGGCCGGAGAAAGAGUCGGAGAGCCGACCGAUGACGACAUUGCAGGUGGUCCAAAGAAAAGCCGGAGCUGGAGCUACAGUCGGAGAGCUAGAUCUGAGCCGCAACCACAACAGGAUCAAGUCAGAUAGUAAAGGG
Purpureocillium takamizusanense is the source of this 2132-nucleotide messenger RNA. RefSeq lists its product as uncharacterized. The transcript has 5 exons. The record is from RefSeq and is a predicted model, not a curated record. The coding region runs from base 1 to 1962 and encodes 653 amino acids. Lineage: Eukaryota; Fungi; Ascomycota; Sordariomycetes; Hypocreales; Ophiocordycipitaceae.